UAAUGCAAUCUAGGAGCAUGCAUAUAAGUUGCUUAUAGGAUUUGCUUUUCUCGGCCAGGCUCCCCCUUCUUAGCCAGUCUAUUUCAGGCAUGACACGAUUAGAGCAUGCUUGUUUUCCAGUGACAUAGUUAGGAGUAUACGAUCCCCAGAUGACGAACAAGAAGAAAUCAGUUGUCAAUCAUGGACGUGGAGUUCAUUGAGUGAUAGAGAAUGGUCAAGAAGUGACCUGGAUUGAACGGCAGAGUGGAAGAAAGAAGAGAGCCCAAGCUUUUCAACACUCACAUUUGUUUUUUUUAGACUGAGGAGGUAACGUACCUAGCUAUCUCCACCACCCUACUGCACUAUCAGUAACGCUAAAGAAGUUACACCAUCAAUGCAAAACUCCUGCAGCCAGCAACAGACGAAAAUGGGAUAAGAUAAAAGCAGAGGAGGAGAAGCGCAAACCUGACAGCCAAAGCAUCUCCGCUUAUCUCAUCAAAAAAUGGCUCUUCCUAACAAUUCCUCAUGCUUCUUCACCAUUUUCUUCGCCCUCGUUGCCGUACUCCCACUUCUGCCCGCCACCUCCUCUGCCACCGGCCACGGGAAAAGAGACGGUGGUCACUUCUGCUACGAGGAUUGUCUCCGGCGAGCCUUCGCGCUAUCUCCGCCGCCGCCGUCGAGCAAUAACGGCGGGGUGAUCUCACGGUCAGUUAUCUGUAAGGACAAAGGACGUGUUGUCGUGGACACCGUCAAACUAACCGGCAAGCUUCCCCGGUGGUACCUCCAAGCCCUGUGCCACGUGUUGAAACACGAGGACAAAGUCGAGGCGUACGUUGAGGAAACGUUUCGGGGUCAAGAUGCGAAACGUCUUUGGGAUGGACAGUCAUGCAAAACGGUAACCGCGGGGAAGCCGGAUCGCUGUUCGACCGGUUGAGUUUGAGACGUUUUCUAUCCGACUUGUUCUUCUCUCGUUUUUUGUUUUUGCUUUCACUUUUGUCUCUCUGGUCGUCUUGUGUAUGAUAUGUUGAGUGAUGAAUAAAUCAAGUGGGGAAGAGUAGAGAUAAAAUUUGGAUGAAGCUUUUCUUGUUUCGAUGUUGGUUUCGAGAGAAAACGGAGUAUAUUUGAGUUUGAAACAAAUUUCUGCUAUGGCGGUUGUUUGAGCGAGCCUUGCUUUAUUCUCCAAUCAUUGAUUGGCUACUUGACAUAUAUUCUAUACAUGGGUUAUUUAAUUGGGGUUUAGGUUUCCUACUUUCUUUACAUAUUUGAUUAAAAUCGAUAGGGGUGUGCAACACUUGGUCGGUAUAUGACCAAGUCGAUGUUUGAGCCGGAACAUACCGAAACAUAAUAUAACGCGUUCCGGUUC
Messenger RNA from Linum trigynum, 1342 nucleotides. NCBI's taxonomy places the organism in Eukaryota, Viridiplantae, Streptophyta, Magnoliopsida, Malpighiales, Linaceae. The record is from the annotation of a GenBank genome assembly.